AUGUCACCCCGGCACAGCUACCCCGGAAUCCCCGCAGUCUCCACGUUGGCAACUGUAAACACGGAGGGAUCAUUCAGCCUGAGGGACAUGCCGCCUCCUUUUAUGACUUCAGUUGAUCUGUGCUUUGUUCCUGGUGUUUCGACACGACUGAGAGACUCCAUCGUAAAACCGAAGCAGCAUGGCAGCAUUUUGGCACUUGCUUGUUGGACUCCCUCUUCUGCUUUGGAGUCAUCUUCUGACAUCGCCAGUGUGACUAAGCCUAGAGUCUUCAUCUUCUCCGACAUCCUCAACGAACCCGACGACUCCAUGUCACUCAUCCGCUUACUCUUGUACUCGAAUCAACUGGAUAUCCGCGGGCUUUGCGCAACUACAUCAACGUUCUUGAAAACCGAGACACACCCGGAAGAGAUGACCAGAAUCCUACAAGUAUAUGGCACCGUUGUGGGUAAUCUCAACCAUCAUGUUUCGCAGACGUUCCAGUACAGCAGCUCGGAUGUCCUCUUGCCAUUGGUGUCAUCUGGGCCAAAAGUCUACGGAAUGGAAGCGCUGAACACAUCUCUCAGCGAAGGGGCGAAGCAACUAAUCGAAAAGCUCCAAGAGUCCUCGGAGCCACUUUAUGUUAGUCUCUGGGGCGGCGCAGGCACACUGGCACAAGCUCUUAAGCAGAUCGAGACCGACCAGUCUUCGGAAGAUGCUGCACGUUUGAGGUCACGGCUUCGAGUUUAUGCCAUCUCUGACCAGGAUGGCACCGGCUCAUGGAUCCAAGCACGAUGGCCCGAUAUCUUUUACAUCACCAGCAUCAAUGGAUUCAACGAGUUUGAAGGUGCAACAUGGGUCGGCAUCAACACCGAUGACAAUGGUUUUGCGAAUACUACCAAGAUCAAGAAUGCUUGGGCCGAUGAGAACAUUCGAGUCGGGCCUCUCGGGAGCAUUUAUCCUCAGAUUCUAUACGGAAUGGAGGGCGACUCGCCCAGCUUCCUUUGGUUGAUCUCGAAUGGCCUCUCGGUUCCCGAUAUGCCUAACUUGGGAAGCUGGGGAGGCCGUUACACCAGGGUGUCUGAAGUAGAUGAUUUCAACUGGUAUGGCAACGCACCAGAUAGCGUAUCACUUCCUUCGGGAAGUCAAUACCGGAGCAGCCAAGCAACAAUCCGGCGCUGGAGAGAUGCCAUGCAAGACGAUUUCGCCGCUCGUAUGCAAUGGACACUAAACAACAGUGUGAGUGCUGUAGCGCAUCCACCUCAACUGAGCAUCAAUGGCUCGAUAGGCACCGAAGUUGUGAGAUUCGACCUUAGUCUCAAUGGAUCAAUCAUUCUCGACGCUGCUAGUACGUGUGAUGCCGACCACCCUGGAGAAACGAGCCAACUCGACUUUGAGUGGUUUGGGUACCCGCCACCUCAGGGCUUCGGCGUCCAACCUUCACUCACAAUUCUGCCACUCACGCCUCCACUCGGAACGGAUGGUAUUUACUCUUUGAAUGAGGCUGGCUUUGCAAAUGUCACACUUGGACCAAAGGUAAGCAUCUCACCGCCAACUGAGGCCGGCUCUGCGACGGAUGGGAAGGAGUGGCAUGUCGUGUUACAGGUUCGCACCAAAAAGGGGCCGUACGCGAUCCGUCGGUACAAAAGAGUUAUCAUCACAACGCUUCCCAGUCUUGUUAGAGAUACAACUUCGAUAGGAUGGUUUACGUUGUACUUGAUACAUUUUCCAUUGCACCAAGGAUCGGAAGAGUUGGUUCAAGAUUGGUGUGCCAAGCGCGGGAAACCUUGCCCGGCGCUUUGUGCCGGCCAGGAGAUAACACCGGUGAUGAAUUACAGAAUCCGAGUAUUUGCUAGAUGGUUUUCAGGCGUCUCUCCCAAUUCAACAACAUCCAGCUUCAACCCCAUUUCUCCGUACCCUGAAGCAGAUCCCCCGCUCAAUUACACCAAUUCCCGACAAAGUUCAAUCGUCGAGGAAGAGGAAGAGGGAUUCACAUAUCCAGAUGGAGGCACCACAGCCUGGUUGCAAGUCCUAGCCUCACACUUGAUCAACCAAAUCGCCUGGGGUUACCCCUCCUCAUACGGUGUCUACCAGCUCUACUACACCACCACCCUCAGCCUCCCCUCAUCGCAGGCAUCAUGGAUAGGCUCGAUCCAGAUCUUUCUCACUUUCGGCAUCUGCGCGCUAUCGGGCCGCCUAGCCGACGCAGGCUACACCCGUCACGCCGUCAUCGUCGGCCUAUUCAUGGCCGUGAUGGGGACAUUUCUAACCAGUUUCUGCCACGCAUACUGGCAAAUCUUCCUUGCACAGGGUUUAUGCACCGGACUCGGGAUGGGCAUCAUGUUUAUGCCAGGGAUCACCAUCGUCGGCUCGUAUUUCAAGAGGCGCAAGACUCUAGCGCUCUCCAUUGUUACCACGGGGACAGGCCUCGGCUCUGUUACAUUUCCUAUUCUGCUGAAUUACACAAUGCCUCAUGUGGGCUUUGCGUGGGCUGUGAGGUGUCAGGCCUUGAUGAUGUUGAUACUUGGUGUUAUUGCGAUUGCGCUGAUGAGACCGCGGCUGGCGCCCAGGAAGAAGGGUCCUUUGAUCGAGUGGGGUGCCUUUAAAGAACGGUCCUAUACGUGUUUCGCUAUCGGGAGCUUCUUCGUGUUUCUGUCUCUUUACUUCAGUCUCUUCUAUAUGAAUGUCUUUGCCCGCGAGGUCAUUGGGCUGUCUUUCACUGAAUCUGUCUCCUUGCUGCUGAUUCUGAACUCGUCAGGAAUACCCAGUCGCGUUCUCUCAGGAUUCUUAGCUGGGCGCUAUCUGGGCUCGAUAAAUAUGUUCAUCAUCAGCAACGUGGUUGUGAGUGGUAUGUACUUUGCAUGGAUUGGAGUCCACACGAGUCCUGGGCUUUACGUCCUUAGUGUCUUCUUCGGCAUCGCAAACGGUUUCGUACAAGGCGUCUUUACACCUGCCCUGGCGAGUCUGACUGUAGACCCCACGAAGAUGGGAGCACGCUUCGGAAUGGUCGCGACAAUUGUGGGUGUGGCUUCCUUAGCAGGGCCUCCUAUCGCUGGCGCGAUCCUCGACGUGUCGGGUGGAAAGUAUAUCUGGGCGCAGAUCUGGGCGGCUGUGAUAACUUUGUUAGGCGUUGGAAGUCUGUUUGCUGCUAGAAUAGCGGCCGUUGGGAAUGUCUUAAGAGCAAAGGGUAUUGACCGUCGAGCAGCAGGUGAUGUUAAGAUAUUGCUAGGACAAGUGAUUGACUAG
Messenger RNA from Colletotrichum lupini, 3222 nucleotides. RefSeq lists its product as uncharacterized. Gene Ontology annotation, molecular function: transmembrane transporter activity; hydrolase activity, hydrolyzing N-glycosyl compounds. The coding region runs from base 1 to 3222 and encodes 1073 amino acids. The record is from RefSeq and is a predicted model, not a curated record. NCBI's taxonomy places the organism in Eukaryota, Fungi, Ascomycota, Sordariomycetes, Glomerellales, Glomerellaceae. Gene Ontology annotation, cellular component: fungal-type vacuole membrane. The transcript has 11 exons. Gene Ontology annotation, biological process: transmembrane transport.